Lineus longissimus is the source of this 2360-nucleotide messenger RNA. Its product is annotated as cytochrome P450 2C15-like. Gene Ontology annotation, biological process: xenobiotic metabolic process. The record is from RefSeq and is a predicted model, not a curated record. The coding region runs from base 698 to 2173 and encodes 491 amino acids. The transcript is spliced from 5 exons. NCBI's taxonomy places the organism in Eukaryota, Metazoa, Nemertea, Pilidiophora, Heteronemertea, Lineidae. Gene Ontology annotation, molecular function: heme binding; steroid hydroxylase activity; iron ion binding. Gene Ontology annotation, cellular component: cytoplasm; intracellular membrane-bounded organelle.
CCAACGACGAUGGGCAGUGUGAGAAAAUUACUUUGCGCCAGAUCGUACAGAUAAUUUCGUUGGCAUGGAAUAGGGUCAGUGAGCAGGUUAUUCACAAUGGCUUCGAGAAAGCGCUUCGACCGCAACAGAUUGAAGGUGGACAACAGCCAAUAGGAGAGGAUGAAAACGUCGAUGGCAUGGAGUUUUAUGAUGUUCUUGACAACCAAGAACUGUAACAGUUCAGUCUCCCAAUUCUGAGGACUUCACCAAUGAAUUUGGACUGUUUCCUUUGAGAAUUAAAGAUGUUAUUAGGGAACACAUCCAAAAUACGUUUACGUUUGAAAUGAUGGAGCAUCAUUUUGGCAAACUUUCUUCAGAAAUCCAUACUUUGUCACUGAGGCACUUGCUAUCGCCAUUCCCCUCAACUACGUCCCGAUCAACUGGUUCAGUGUUUUACAGAACACCCUGUAUACCUCUUAUCAAUGAAAACUUUUGAAUACCCCACGAAAUCGAUCUGACUGACAGGUGACAGUGACCAGGCGUGCAACAGCGAGCGAUUGGUCGGUCAUUGUGGCGCGAAAACUAGACUUACUGUCCUAGAACCGAUUCAAGGUUAUCUCCAUAUGAUACCGGCCCGGGAAGUAAUUGAGGCCGCUUUUAAUAAAUAGGCCAUCGGUGUAUAAACCUGUCUGUUGAUUUCGAGUGUUUGGCAGCAGACAUGGACACUACCUCUCUUCUCGUCGUCCUUUCGCUGAUUCUUCUCGGGUAUCUCUACCUCAGAAGGAGGAAGCUCUACGCCAACCUUCCCCCAGGACCCUGGAGUGUACCCAUUCUCGGAAGUCUGCCUUUCUUAGGUAAAGACCUCCGAAUGGAGGCGAUGCGGAUGUCCAAGGAAUUCAACUCCGACCUCAUUACGAUCAGUCUGGGACAACAACUCUGCAUACUACUUAAUUCGUUCGAUUCGAUAAAGGCGGCGCUGUCAGGCGAGGAUUUCUUGGACAGACCCAACAUCGUCUUCUUCCUGUAUCUCAACAAAAAAGGUAUUGGCAGCGCUAAUGGCCAACUAUGGAAAGAACAUCGCCGGCUCUCGCUCUCGGUGCUACGAGAUAUGGGCAUGGGCAAGAUGGCCGCCGAAGAGAAAAUCGAAGAGGAAAUCCAUCAACUCAUCGACGAAAUUGGGAAGAAGGGAGGCAGGAGUUUCGAGAUCGGUCCAUUACUAAGCAUGGCGACUGCAAACAUAAUCUUGGCGAUUUUGGCUGGCCAGAGGUAUGACUAUGAGGAUCCGGAAGUUCUAUAUUUCGUCACGCGAUUCAAAGAAAACCUCACUCUGAUGCCGAGCGAAUCCUUGCUGAGUAUAUUUCCGUCAUUGCGCCACAUACCGGGAGACCUCUUCAACUAUGCCACGAUCAAGAAGAACGUUCGGGCCAUGCAGGGCUUUGCGGUGAAACACAUCAACGAGCACAAGAAGCGCUUUGAUCCUGAUAAUAUUGCUGAUUUCCUCGAUGCCUACAUUGCUGAGAAAGAAAAGCAGGACAAGAAGGAUCCAAACAACACAUUUACAGAUGAGCAACUGAAGAAUGUUAUCUUCGAACUCUUCGGGGCCGGAAGCGACACUACCGCCACCACUCUAGAAUGGGCGAUACUACUCAUGGUCACUCAUCCUGAAAUACAGCGGAAGAUCCAAUCAGAAAUCGACGAUGCCAUCGGAGACGAACGAUUCCCGACCAUGAAAGACCGCCGAAGUCUUCCUUUCACCGAAGCCGCUGUGCUCGAAAUACAACGUUUCGCCACAAUUUUGGGCUUCGGUCUUCCGCACUGCAACCUGUUCCGAGAUGUAUCGUUCCAGAAUUUCACAAUCCCCAAAGGCACCAUAAUGAUGCCAAAUAUCUGGGCCGUACACAGGGACCCGAAGAUUUGGAAGAACCCUGAUGCUUUCGAUCCCAGCAACUUCCUGGAUGACAAAGGUGGAGUUGUUCACAAACCCGAACUCAUACCUUUUGCUAUCGGUCGGCGUCAAUGCCCAGGCGAAGGACUUUCGAAAAUGGAGAUAUUUCUCGUCUUGGUGGCGCUUCUUCAGAGGUUUACGUUUACGAAACCAGAGGGCGCUGCACCUCCAAGUCUUGAAGGGGUGUUCGGUGUGACGAACGUGCCAGCCCCAUUUGAGAUGUGCGUGAGGCCGAGAUCGACGGGCUAACCAUUGACUCUCAGAGUGAUGGGCGAUCGUAUAAUGAAGAUGCCGCGUGAUUUUUUAGUCACACUGUAUACUUUUCAGAAUAAAGCUGAUAGUGAUUUUCGAAAUAAAAGAUAGUUUGCAGGGUGAUUGAUAUAUAAUAUACAUGUAUAUACUAUAAAAACCAAGUUUUAGCAAAUUCGUAUGCAUA